CUACGCCGCACACAUCCCACACUGAUCGUCACCCCAAAACGGCAAUCCGCUAUUAUCGAGCAACAGGGCCCAUCUGCCUACCCCCUUGGCUAGACUAGUGGAAUCGAUGAUGGCUCCUCCCGUGCCGCCCGGAUACAGAGCUAAAUAGGGCGUUUACUAUGUAUAAUCACUCUAAUCCAAGCCUUGGUACUCGGGAUCUGAAGUAAAGCUAUACUGCAUCUAGUUCCUUGUGUAUGCUAGUGCCAACUCGGCUACCGGUAGGGUAGUGCUCCGCCUAGGAACCAUACCAGCGGAAUGGUUUAUAGGUUAAAACACGAUGGAAAAGGGGGAGUCGUGCCAUGAAACUAUUCAUAAGCCACCCCGUCAGCUUGCUGGGUGCCGGGUGGUGUGGUAUCAUAGGUAGGUAACGAUCAUCUAUACCCGCUUUCGGGUUAGAAAGCGGGUUAGGAUUAAUAUAGGUACGCUUACUCGACUUAGCUGAUAUCUGAACCGAGGCGACGGGUUACACUUAAAUGGUGAGUCUGGAGCUCUAUGCUUUUGGUAGAUAGGUCUAAGAACCUCAUGUGUCUAUCUUCUUGAGUUUCGAAAUUAUUCCUUUCUAUCGUUCAGGGUCAGCCAAGAUGACCUCUGCGUGGAACAAUAUGAGCUUCUCCCAUUUCCAAUUACCAGACACGGCUACUAUCUGCUACCUUGGAAUAGCUGCAAUUUUCACAUAUGUGUUUUCAACUGCUAUAUACAACAGAUAUUUCCACCCGUUAGCAAAAUUCCCCGGGCCGUUCUUGGGCUCGCUGACUAGCUGGUAUCUUGUCCAUGUCAUAUGCUCUGUUCCGACCUACGGGCUCGAACUUCACAAGAAAUACGGCCCAAUUGUCCGGCUCGCGCCGAACCUAUUGUCGUUCAGUGAUGCCACACUCUUGCCACAUGUCUACCACCGCUCGGCAGACAAGCCGGCGUUCUACGCAUCGUGGAUGUUUGGGAAGACGGCAGCGAUGUUUCAGUCGCUCAAACACGAAGACCACUACGCGAAGAAGAAGCUGGUUGCCCCUUGUUGUUCAAUGACUGCCAUGAAAGCAAAUCACGAGAGAAAGAUAAGCGAGCGCAUAGAUGAAUUUUGCUCCAAGAUCCAGAAAAAGUCUGCGUCGGGAAUGCCGCUGGACUUCUCUGAACAUCUGAGAUGGUUCUUAACCGACGUCUGGACUCAUCUUGUAUACGGCGAGCCUAGGGGGUGUGUGACUCAAGACCGCGAUGUCGAUGGUCUUCUGGGCUCGUUGCAGGGCGUCUAUGGGAUGUCUGCCGAGGCAGCAGUGAUGCCGUUUUUGACCCCACUACUACAACACCCCCUAUUGCGGAAGUAUGUUUGGUCUCACACCAAGACCUUCAAGCAUAUGGACAACUUGUUCUCGAAUUUCGAGAAAAUGUUAGCGCGGCGAAAGCACGACGAGAAGCUCCAGAACCAAAAGCUCUUUUUCGACGACAUCGACCCCUCCAAAAACCCCCAAGAACCGCACUUCUCACCCACCGACUUCAAAGCCGAGGUCAUCACCUUCACAGCCGCGACCCUCGACGGCGUCUCCGCCUUCAUCUCCCCCUUCCUCGACAACCUGCUCACGCACCCUUCCGCGCACGCCCGCGUCGUCGCCGAGAUCCUCGCCGCCGACCGCGCGGGGCGCCUCUCCUCCCCCGUCGCCACCUACGACGAGACCACGCGCCUCCCCUUCUUCACCGCCUGCAUCAAGGAGACGCUGCGCCGCGACGCGCCCGCGCAGACGAUCCUGCCCCGCGUCGUCAGCGCGCCGGGGUACGCCCUGCUCCGCGGCACGGUGCACGUCCCGCCCGGCGCGCAGAUGGGCGCGAGCCCGUACAUCGUGCACCGCGACGCCGCCGUCUUCGGCGCCGACCCCGACGCGUGGCGCCCGCAGCGCUGGGUCCCCGGGGAGUCCGGGAUGAUGGACGCCGGCGAGCACGACGCGUACGUGCGCCGCAUGGAGAAGUACGGGAUGUGGUGGGGGUAUGGGGAUCGCGAGUGCACGGGCAAGUACUACGCGCAGAUGGAGAUGCAGAAGCUGUGCGUGGAGAUUUUCAGGCGCUUUGAGGUCAAGAGGCCGGUUGGGGGCGAAGGGUUCACGCAUAAGCGGUGGGCGGUGGGGAUGUUUUGGGGCCAGAGGCUGGUUUUUAAGGCGCGGGAGCGGUAGGUGAGAUACCUGUACCUACCUAGGUAGGGUAGGUAGGUUAGAUGGUACUACUGGAGAAGGGAAGGGGGCUUGGUCGGUUGGCUGGAUCUUGUGCAUUGUAAAUGCCCGGACAGGGAGGCUUUUUGAAUCGCGUUGUUUGGUGCUGCGGAUAGGGGUGGACUCACAAUUUGAUCGCGUUGUUGUCUUGCGCGUAGUCUAUUGAUCCACACAAACGGAAUGUGUGAGAUUAUACCGUGUUGCAGUACAUCUGCAACCAAGAAGAAGAAAGAGGAAAGGAAGAAAGCUUGCUUUAUUCCCAACUACGGAUGGCGGAGUGCCAAUAUAUGGCCAUAAGGGCCAUAUGGAGCCUAAGGGUGCCUGAGGCACCUGCAACAUACCGUGAGGUAGAUACGCCAAGUAGUGAAUGAUUGACUGUGUAUUAGCUCUCUCCAGUGUAUGUUAGGCAGUAGCUGUGUAAUUGACGUGGUCAAUCUUCUCUAUCAA
Hypoxylon fragiforme is the source of this 2675-nucleotide messenger RNA. Its product is annotated as cytochrome P450 monooxygenase. The transcript has 6 exons. NCBI's taxonomy places the organism in Eukaryota, Fungi, Ascomycota, Sordariomycetes, Xylariales, Hypoxylaceae. Gene Ontology annotation, molecular function: oxidoreductase activity, acting on paired donors, with incorporation or reduction of molecular oxygen; iron ion binding; heme binding. The coding region runs from base 621 to 2192 and encodes 523 amino acids. The record is from RefSeq and is a predicted model, not a curated record.